Messenger RNA from Paramecium sonneborni, 2820 nucleotides. The record is from the annotation of a GenBank genome assembly. Lineage: Eukaryota; Ciliophora; Oligohymenophorea; Peniculida; Parameciidae.
AUGAAUUUGACUAACAUAUCCGAUAUUUCUUAAAUUUCACAUUGCUAAUUAAUGAUCUAAGAAGAGUCUUAGCCUGGUUGCAAUAAUUCAAAUAUUGACCAUUCUAUUCCUGAUUAAAAUUUUGGAUUUCCAGCUAUUUAAUUAGAAGAGCUAAAAAAACAAGAUUAGAUAUAAGAUUAAUAAAAUAACACAUAUGUUUGUGAAGUUUAGAAAAAACAAUUUUCUUAAUUAAUGGUUCACUUUAAUAUUCAACAUUUUAAAAGAAAAAUGCUGUCAUACAUUCAUCCAAUAAAAGAAUUAUCAAAAGAAUAGUUUAAUAUGAUUUCUGAUAAAUCUUCAUCAUAUAAAACUUACCCAAAAAAAUAAUUACAAUAAACAUUAUUAAUUAAAAAGAAUAGAGCAGUUUUGGGAUUUUAGAGUAUAAUUAAAGAUUGUAAUAAUGCAUUGAAGGUAUAAACGAAAAAAAAAUUAAUGUAAUUCAUAGAUAUGAUGCCUUUAAUACAUCCACAUACAACAUAAAAAUUAAUUUGGGAUGGAUUAAUUACUAUAAUGAGAAUAUAUCUAUUGAUUUGGAUUCCAAUUUUAAUAGCAUUUAAAAAUGGUACUCUAGAAGAUUUGAAUGCAUAUACUCUAAAUGUUUGUAGUAGUGCCUUUUUAAUAGAUUUGGCAAUGUAAACAUUCACGAUUAAAUUUGACAAGGGUUUUCCUGUAAAAGAUCGGUAUUUACUAUUGUAACAUCAAUUAAAUUGGUGGGCUGCUAUUGAAUUUUUCAGUUUUAUUAUAUCCUUAUUUUUCAGUAUUUAAUUUCACUAAGAUAAUUAUUCAAUGUCAGUAGUAGAAGAUAAAGGGUGGACAAAAAUACUAUUAUUAUUAUUAAUAGUUUAAACAAAAAAUAUUUUGCAAUUUAUCGAAAAUUUAUAAUAUGUAAUUAAGCCAAGCAAAACAGUAAAUUCUUUAAUAGAUUUAAUUAAGUUUAUUUGUUUAGUUUUAUUAAUUUAGCAUAUAUUUGCAUGUAUAUGGUAUCAUAUUUAAUAUUUUUAAAAAGGGUAAUUGUUGGAACUUAUGAACACUUAAAAACUAAAGUUUCAUGGUUAGAUACCGCUAAAUUAGAUAUAGAUUAACAUUGGAUGGAUAUAUAUAUGGAAGCUUUAUACUUUAUAAGUGUUACAACUUUUACUGUUGGAUAUGGAGAUAUUACACCAUAAAGUACUAUUGAAUAUCAAUAUCUAUAGAUACUUCUGAAAAAUGUUUUACAAUUAUAUAUAUGUUCUUUUGUACAUUAUAACUCUCUUAUUCUGUUAAUACUAUAGGAUCUAUUUUGUUGUAAUUAAAAGAGAACAAUGAAGAAAUAAAAUAAAAAAUAACUUUAGUUACUGAAUAUAUGAAAAAUAGAUAAAUGACUCGAGGAUUAUAAUUUAAGUAAUUAAUUUAAUUUACCAUCUUAUUAGAGUUAGAGAAUAUUUAAGUUAUUAUUGGUAGCAAGAAAACAUUUAAAAAAAAACUGAAACAAUUGAAAUUAUAAAAUUAUUGCCUGAUGAGCUUUAAAAAAGUAUCUAAAGAGAAGGAAUUACUAAUUUAUUAAAUAAGUGUAAAUUUUUUAAACAGAAAUUCACUCCUGGAUUUUUAAAUUAAUUAAUAGAUAUUGCUUCUGUAUAAAGUUUUUAGCCAGGAAUAGUAAUCAAUGAUUUACAAAAUAUUUAUAUAAUUGAAUAUGGAUGUGUAGAGAUAUUAUAAAAUUAAGUAAUAUUAUUAUUUUAAAUUUUUAGACAAUUGUUGCACAAUUAGAUUAAUUUUAAUAAUUUGGAUUAAAGAAAGUUGGUAUAGAAUUUUAAAACGAAACAAAAUAUCGUACAAAAGUAUUUACAAAUUUACUUAUAAUUCCAUAUUCAUCUUUAGUAUAAUUAGUUGCUUAAAAUCCGAAUGAAUUGGAAAUAGAUUCUGAAAAUAACCUUAAUAUUAUGACUGAAUGCUUAAUAUGUAAAGGUUCUCAUAAUACAGAAUUAUGCACUUAAGUACACUUUAUUCCAGAAAAUGAAAAAGUUAUUAAGAAAUAUUUAUACAAUUCCUUUUAGAAUAGAGGAAGGCUUAAAAGAAAACAAAAAAAUUAUUAAUAAGAUUGGAAAAAUGAAUUAAAGUUUUUUUAAGAUACAGCUGAAUAGCUUUAAUAAGAUUUUAAUAAUGAAAUUGAACUUAUUUUUCCUCCUAAUGAAGAAUAAAAGUAAAUUAAUGUUAUUACACCUCGUUCCUAAUUUGAAAUAAAUGAUGAAAACCCUAAAUCUAUUUAAAUUAAUAUGGCUGUUGUAUAAAGAGGUGAAAUUGAAUAAAAAUUUGAAUCUAGAGAACCUAAUAAGAAUGAAAAAAAAUCAGAAUCAAAAAAUGAUAUUGAAAAUUUAUAACUAUUUCAUCAAUUCGAAUCCGUUUCUUAAAAGUUCAAAUAGAUUUUGUUUUUUAAUGAAAAAGUUCAGGAAGAUAUAUUUCUACUUUUUAAAAGAUUAGAAUGCAUUUUUGGAUAAAAUGAAUGUGAAAUUGAUAGAUAUAAAAGCUAUAAAAAUUAUUAAAAGAGUUGGAAUAUUGAAAGAAUAAUAUUAGAAUAUAAUUUUGCUUCAAAUUAUUUAUAAAAUCGAAAAAUUGAAAAAAUGAGUUUUGAGUAGAUAUCAAAAUACCUAUUAUUCCCAAAAUUAUACAUAAAAAAAUAUAGGACUGAGAAACCUCCUGAAAGUUUAUAAUAAUCUCAAAUGAAAUAAAGUAAAAAUAAAUUAAAUCUUAGAUGUACGAACUUUAACAAAAAAGAAGAGAAUUGCCAUUCAUCCAGAUUUUUGA